Molecule: messenger RNA, 2137 nt
Organism: Drosophila persimilis
Lineage: Eukaryota; Metazoa; Arthropoda; Insecta; Diptera; Drosophilidae
Product: WD repeat-containing protein 78
Exons: 4
Coding region: 62-2137 (691 amino acids)
Biological process (GO): cilium movement
Cellular component (GO): axonemal dynein complex
Molecular function (GO): dynein heavy chain binding; dynein light chain binding
Source: RefSeq, a predicted model, not a curated record
UCAUCCACACAAACAAUUGGAUGAGCCACCACCGGCAGCACGAGCUCUGCAUUAGCGAAAAAUGUCCCGCACACUCAAGAAGGAUUACCGCACCGCGGAUUUUGAGCAGCUGAGCCGUGAGAUCCGGAACCAUCCGAUAAUGAGGACUUCCACGGCGGAGCAGCAGCAGAUGCAGAAACUGCGGACGCCCGAGUAUCGCACCAAGUGCGUGAUGCGGGCCUCGUUGGAUGACAUUGCCCUGGGGAUCAAUCUCUACAAGCUGCAUCUGGGCGAGACGAAGCAACCGCAGCAACCAUCUAUCCCAGAGACCUUUACUCCUGGCUCUGUUUCUGGCUCUGUUCACAGGCCCCCCAAGUCGGCCAAAUCUCCUGCCACGCCCUUCAUCAAGGUAUUGCUGCGCAAGACGCCCACCGUGGUGCUGUUCGAACGUCACAGCAUGACGGCCCUAGCAGACACCGAAGAGGGCCGGCUGGUGCUCGAGGAUAACCAGCGGUACGAGGAGCUGCUGGCGGGCACGGACAAGUCGCGACGCACCGUCGACUCGGACACCCAAACCAUUACGGCGCUGAAGAAGUCGCGCCUGGUGAACACGGAGCGCCUGACAACCGAGCAGAUUGGCUCAUAUGUGUCCAACUUUGAGAUGUUCGAUACGUACCAGGACCUGGAAACGUCCACCACGAGUGUGCAGGUGCAGGGCGCCCAGAAAAUGGAGGUCACCACAUAUCACGUGGGAGGCGUGGACCAGUUUGUAGCGAUCAACAGCAUGCCCAACUUCAAGCUGGCCCUAAUGCUCACCAUGCGCAUCCUGGCGAGCAAUGUGUACGAGCCGCAGCAGCGACGAUACCGGAAUAUGGCCAUGCCUGAUCCGCUGGCUGAGGAUGUCAAGUUCAAGUACCGUUUGGGUCUUCUGUGGCGCCUGAGUCCGCCCUCCCCGCUACCUAGGGUCCAUCAAGCGGUGAGCGACGUGAGCUUCUGCCCCAGCAACGGCGACAUCAUGGCCGUGGCCUAUGGCGUAUAUAGUCAUGCCAAUAUGUCCCGAUUGCCGCGUUGCGGCUACGUUUACGUGUGGAACAUCAAGAAUCCAGUGAACCCCGAACGCUGCUUCAACUACGAGGUGCCAGUGGUCACCGUGGAGUUCUCCCCAUCAGCUCCCCAACUGCUGGCCAUUGGCCUGCAUAAUGGCAGCGUCGAGGUCCGUAAUAUCUCACAGCCGGAGCAGCCGCCGCUAGCCAUUUCUCACCGCAGCACAUCGCCCCACUUUGAGCCAGUGACAGCCAUCAGGUGGAUUCGAAUAGCAGGCGAUGUAGGUGGCCCGGCCGUUAUCACACCCUUCCUGGCCAUAUCCCGGGCUGGCGCCGUCACCAAGUAUCGCCUGAUAAACAGUCCCCAUCUGCUGGGCUUCGAACAGCAGCGUCUGCAGCGGGCCGAGGGCGAGCUGGAGGGCCUAAAGAUCGAUCGUCCGGUGCCGGCGGCCUCGCUGCAGGCCAAUCGGCAUCCGCAGUGCCUGGAACUGGUACUGGAUCCGGUGCAGGCAGACAUCUACUAUGUCCUCACUGACGAGGGCACCCUCUACAAGUACUCCACCAACUAUCCGCUGCAGCAUCUGGAGCAGCGGCAGGUGCACAAUGGUCCGGCCGUGGGCAUGGAGUUCUCUCCUUGGUCCCCCAAGAUGUACCUCACCUGCGGCAGCGACUGGUGCAUACGGAUUUGGCUGGCUGGCAUUCUCUCGCCGGUCAUCACAUUGCGCCACCAUCUCUCGCCCGUGCACAGCGCCCGCUGGAGUCGCACCCACUCCACCAUACUGGUAUCGCUCACCCGCAGCACCGUGGACAUUUGGGAUUUGCGCAACAGCACCCUGAAGCCCGUGUCCUCGACCACGAUAGAUGCCACCAUCUACUACACAACCUUUCGGUUUUCCCACUGUGGUCGCUCUUUGGCGGUGGGCAACGAGGCCGGUAAUCUGCUGAUGCUUUCGUUCGAGGACAUGCCUUUUCCCCCGCACUUCCAGUACAAGCAGCUGAAGAGAGCCAUCUUCAAGGCGCUGGCCAUGGAACCCGAUCUCCAGCAGCAGGUGAAGAGUGUCGGCUACUUUGGCUAUCCCGCUGGCAACAAACAGCCAAAGGCGUUUAAAUAUUAA